Calidris pugnax (ruff) is the source of this 2669-nucleotide messenger RNA. It is a transcript of the gene DENND6B, whose product is annotated as DENN/MADD domain containing 6B. Gene Ontology annotation, molecular function: guanyl-nucleotide exchange factor activity. Gene Ontology annotation, cellular component: recycling endosome. The record is from RefSeq and is a predicted model, not a curated record. NCBI's taxonomy places the organism in Eukaryota, Metazoa, Chordata, Aves, Charadriiformes, Scolopacidae. The transcript has 20 exons. Bases 1 to 1701 code for a protein of 566 amino acids.
AUGCCGGGGUCAGCCCUCCCUGAUGCUGGCACUGCUCCCAACCUGCCCGACUCUGCGGGCUGGGCCCAGCCACGGGCACUGGGCCUGGGCAUUGACACUGGGCCUGGGCAACAGCACCAGCUGGUGUAUCCUUAUGACUUUAGACUGACAGAGAAAGAGAAAACGAGUAUCUGCUACUUGUCCUUCCCGGACUCCUACUCAGGUGGCCUUGGGGACACUCAGUUCAGCUUCCGCCUGCGUCAGUCGGGGGGCCAGAGGACCACUCAUUACGAGGACGAUGGCGAGUACAACAGAGAAGCUCCCCUGACGCUGCAGCGGGAGUCAGCUCAUUACUUCGGUUACGUGUACUUCAGGCAAGUCAAGGACAGCUCGAUGAAGAGAGGUUAUUUUCAGAAGUCUCUGGUGCUGGUGUCCCGCCUUCCAUACGUGAACCUGUUCCAGUCUCUGCUGCAGCUGAUCGCUCCCGAAUACUUCGACAAGCUGGAGCCGUGCCUGGAGGCGGUGUGCAACGAGAUCGAUCAGUGGCCGCCUCCCGUGCCGGGACAGACUCUGAACCUGCCAGUGAUGGGAGUUGUCAUUCAGGUGAGAAUCCCCUCAAGGGUGGAUAAACCAGGAUCAAGCCCGGUGAAGCAGUUCAAUCAAGAGAAUCUGUUACCAGCCCCAAUGGUUCUCCCCAGCAUUCAUGAACUGGAUCUUUUCAGAUGUUUCCAGCCCGUGCUCAUUCACGUCCAGAUGUUAUGGGAGCUGAUGUUACUGGGAGAGCCGAUCGUUGUCAUGGCACCAUCCCCUACAGUUUCUUCAGAAAUGGUUCUGGCACUUACCAGCUGCCUUGCUCCCCUGCGGUACUGCUGCGACUACCGCCCCUACUUUACCAUCCACGACAGUGAAUUUAAGGAGUACACCACCAGGACACAAGCUCCGCCAAACAUCGUUGUGGGAGUCACAAACCCUUUCUUUAUCAAAACCCUCCAGCACUGGCCACACAUUCUUCGGGUUGGGGAGCUCAGGAUGUCAGGAGACCUGCCCAAGCAAGUCAAGGUGAAGAAGCUGGCUAAGCUGAAAACCCUGGACACAAAACCAGGAAUCUAUACUUCUUAUAAAACAUUUCUUCACAAAGACAAAACGCUGAUAAAAAGACUACUAAAGGGCAUCCAGCGGAAACGCCCCUCCGAGGUCCAGAGUGCUCUUCUGAGGCGUCACCUCCUGGAGCUCACCCAGAGCUUCAUUAUCCCCCUGGAACAUUAUAUUGCGAGUCUGAUGCCUCUGCAGAGAGCCAUUACUCCAUGGAAGAAUCCUCCGCAGAUCCGUCCUUUCCGCCAGGAAGAUUUCAUGAAGACCCUGGAACACGCUGGUCCCCAGCUCACCUGUGUGCUCAAGGGCGACUGGUUGGGCCUCUACAGGCGUUUCUUCAAGUCUCCCAACUUUGAUGGCUGGUACCGUCAGAGGCACAAGGAAAUGACCCAGAAGCUGGAGGCCCUUCAUUUGGAGGCCAUCUGUGAAGCGAACAUCGUGGCCUGGAUGAAGGACAAGUCCGAGGUGGAGAUCGUAGACCUGGUCCUAAAGCUUCGGGAGAAGUUGGUCCGAGCCAGGUGCCAGCACCUCCCCGUGAAGGAGGAGACUCUGCAGCGCGUGGGCCUCUACAUCGAGACCAUCAUCGGCUCCUUGCCAGAGGAUCUCCAGGCCGUGCUGCACCACCACUGAGCGCGGUGACGGGACUCUCUGGGAGAAGGAAGGGUCCUCCCACCCUGCUCCCAGCCACCAGAAAGGAAAGUUCUUCCCUGAUUCAGCCACCGUGACCUGAUCUGGACCUUGCUCACCGCCGUGGAGGAUUUUGAGUGUGCGGGUUGGAGCUGUAGCAGGAAUGAGGAACCCUGUGUGCUUUUCUCCAUCUGGUCCUGCUUCGAGGAGCUGGAUUCAGGGGCUGGAAAUGAGAAACUCUUCCCUGUGUGGCUGUUGGUGGGUCAGAAGGUGCCGGCCAGGCUCCCAGCAGCAUGCGAGAGGGCGUAUGAAACACACCUGGCCCACACCUGCACAUCCAUCCUUGGCUACUGCUUGGGCUCUCAAAACUCCAACGCCAUCAUUCCGCCUGGAAGAAGCAGGAGCUGCCCUGGAGGGGGGAGAUGUUUUCAGGGUGGUAACGAGAGAGACGCUCGUCCCCCACGUACAAAUGAUGUGAAAAUAUUGUGGCUGCCCCUUCUCCUGCCGGCCAGAGCUUGGGCUGUGGUGGGAGUGGGAGGAUGAACUGCUGGACCUGGAACGCUGAUUUCUUUUCUCCAAGGCAGAGACAAGAGAAGAAGAAGAAGGGGCUGGUGCAUCUGCAGGAUCAGAGCUCUCCAGAGAUGGUGGCUGCGCGAGUGACAGCAGCUACAGGAGCUCCACGGAGAGGAGCUGGCCUCCAAAUGUCAUUUAUUCUGCUUGAAAAAAAAACAAGUUUGUGCGCUCUAAGAACGUACAAGAGAGCUGGAGCUCUGCCUUGGGCAGGGAGGUGUCUCCUGGGGUUGGACAACGGGCUGAAAAAACACCUUGGAAGAGUCUGAUUUUUACAGCUUUGCUGGGUGGGAGCUGCUGGAGCAGCCUCUGCCCGGGGGCGGUGGGGAGAGCCCCCUCCAGCUCCCCCCUGGGCUGGAAGCAGGAAAGCCUUGGGGCUCCUGGUUGUGGGGGCAGAUGUU